UUCAUAUUUAUUCAAUUUUAUUGAUAUUCUAUUCUCCUCAUUCUCGUUGAAUAUCUGAAAAUCAUAUAAACUCUUGAACACCGCUACUCGCGUCAGUUCUUAGCCUUAUAGGUUUUCAGAAAGGCGAAAUAUUAUGUUAUGAAGCAUUAUUUUGAAGAAUUAUUACAUCGCUUCGCUUAUGAUUUUGGAAAGGUUUUUCAAUGGAGAUGAAGUUGAUUAUGUCAGUGAGACAUGGUUGUAGACAGCCACAACAGCUCAUUGACACGAAACGAAAAGCGUAGCCUUUAAGCUUGUAGUUCAAACUUCUUAUUCCAUUAUGGACAGAAAAUAAAAAAAAAUUGAAAUGGCCAAACAGCCUUCGACGAAUGAUGCCUGCCGCAAAGAGUUAAGCUCAUUUUUAAAGCAGCUUUCUCUUGACCAUUUGGACAGUAUCUUUCCAAGCACUAUGAAUCUCUCACAAUUUAGAGCGCUUACGGAAGAUGAAUUAGAGCAAAGUUUUCACGUUAAUGAUGAUAAAGACCGGGAAGAUAUCAUGCGAGCUGUGAACACAUCAAGAGAAGAUUACAGUGAUGAUGAAGACGAGUCGGAUUGUGAAUCUAAACAACUAUCGUUGACACUCCCCAACGAUUUUAAAGUUUCAACCAAGUCUGGAAACGAUGGAAGAAAGUUGAUAAAGAUGGAAAAUUUUGUAUUCUUCAACGGUCCCGAGGAGACGACAAAUCUUCUUAAGAUGCGAUCAUUAGGAAGCUCUGAGCCUAAUCUACGAGCUCUAUCGGAGAUGAGCAGCAGGAAAUAUAGCAUGGCUUGUGUUCGUAGACAUCAUAGAAAUUGUGGAUCUGGAAUUAAGAUACCACAUCAAUCUGGGUCUCCAAGAGGCUGGGAAAGUCCAACUAGUAGUCCUUUACACGGCUCAUGUGCAUCGUCAAUACCGCUUCAUUUCAACUUUUCGGCUUCCAGAUGUCGGAGGUGGUCUGUUACAUCUUCUGGUUAUGGUACAACUCCUUACUCAUCGUACUCGUCUUUGACGUCUUCUCAAGACCGACUAAAUCAGUUACCGAACAUUCCCUCGUUUGAUGACUUGCAUUUCAGUGAUGUCGACGACGAACGCUUUUUGCAUCGUGGUCGUUCACGAAGUCUAAGCCCGACACGGAGUAUUGAUGCUCAUACAAGCGAUAUAUUUAAUUCUGCAUGUUUGUACAAACAUCGUUUUCCAAAGGCUGUUGAGCAGAUGGAGGAGAAGUUAAAGGAAUUUAUUGAAAGCCACGUUGGAGAUGACAAUGAAGUGAUGAAAGUUGGUGAUGGUGUUUCAAACUUCUUUCUUGUCCAGGUUGUUGAGGCUGCUCGCGAUUGUUUAAGCAAGUCUAAAGAUGGUGUUCUAACUAGCUGCUAUUUUGUCGAUUUGAGUGAUAAUUUACAUAGAUUAUUACAUGAGGCUCGAUCAAAGACGGAUAACGAAAUUCCUGUCAUAAAAGUAUUUCGACAGUUGUUCAUCAUUGUAUCGCGUGUUGCGCGACUUCUUGCUUGCUUGGAAUUCAACCCGAAAGAGUUCUACAAUAAUCUACAAGCUACUGAAGUACGAGCUGACGAGUUGAAAAUUAUGACCUUGUCUAAACAAGACGUUUUACCCAGUAGCCAGGAUUCUCCACGCAGUGAAGUUCCACCAUCUGAAGAUGAUUUUCAGUACAAAAAAUUGAUUAGCAAUGGGGCCUUUGGAGCUGUGUAUUUGGUUCGUCAUAAAAAAACUGGAAUGAGAUUUGCCUUGAAGAAAAUGAAGAAGCAAAGUAUGAUCUUAAGAAACAAGGUUAGUCAGGUAUUUGCAGAACGUGAUAUCUUAGAAUUUACAGAUAAUCCAUUCGUGGUCGGAAUGUGGUGCAGUUUUGAAACCAAGAAAUAUUUUUGUUUGGUCAUGGAGUUCGUUGAAGGAGGUGAUUGUGCUUCUUUGCUGAAGAAUAUUGGUUGUUUACCUGCAGAGUUAGCUCGACAAUAUUUCUCCGAAACUGUUCUGGCUUUGGAAUACAUACACAGUUACGGUAUCAUUCAUCGAGAUUUGAAGCCGGACAAUUUACUCAUUACUUCCUUGGGUCAUAUUAAACUAACUGAUUUUGGUCUUUCAAAGAUUGGUUUAAUGGAAAUGACAACACAUCUUUACGAAGGAUCUAUGGAGUCUAAAGAUGGAAAACAAUUUAUGGACAGACAGGUGUUUGGAACUCCGAAUUAUAUCGCACCUGAAGUCAUUCUUCGUUAUGCUUAUGGUAAACCUGUUGAUUGGUGGGCAAUGGGUGUUAUAUUAUAUGAAUUUCUUGUUGGUUAUACUCCAUUUUAUGGUGAUACACCUCAAGAUCUUUUCAAUCAUACAUUGAGUGGCGAGAUAACCUGGCCUGAUGACGUUGAAAUUGCUGAAGAUGCCAGACAGCUUAUACUGCGCUUAUUAGAUGAGGAUCCUUCAAAAAGAUUAGGUGAUCACGAAGUGAAGACGCAUAUUUAUUUCACUGGUUUGGAUUGGGAUGCUUUAUUACGUCAAAAAGCAGAAUUUAUACCACAAUUAGACGAUGAGGAAGACACGAGUUAUUUUGACACUCGAAUGGAACGUUAUAACCACGCAUUAGAAAGUGACGACGACGAUGAUGAUAGAUCUUUGGACUUCAGUAAUUUUUCUACCUGUUCCCCUCGGUAUUCAAGAAUAUGUAAUUCACCGUCACCACUUGCUUCAUCACCUGUCUCACCGAUUGGUCAAGAAAUGUUUAAUGAACUUAAGUCUAGUGAAAAAACCAUUCGUAGAACAUACAGUGAUGGAAGUAAUUCCCCUCCCACAGUACGACGACGUAGUAAGACCGAUUCUAGUAUUUCCUGUUUUAACGAAAGCAAAACGGACUCAAAUGCGUCAUUUGGUCAUCGUCAUCACAGUGAUAAUGAAAGUGUUUUGGAUCCACCACCUACAAAGUUGUCAUUUGCCGGUGCUGAGGAAAAUCAAGAAAAAGUUGUUUCCCCUCGAAGGAACUUUCCUUGUCGCGAGUCAAAUCAUUCAAGCAAUAGUGACAUGUCUCACAACAAUUCUCGUGAUCAAGAAGCACCACCAAAAAUUUCUGCUACCCCCAUUAAAGAGAAGAAAUCAUUAAGGAGAACCGGUGCCAAUGCUCCAGUUCCAUAUUUACUAAUACCCAAACCUCUAGAUGUUAAAGAGAUUCCGGUGAACCUUGUUCUGCCCCAUCAUCACCUACAAAGUCCAUUCCAGUCCCCAUUGAGUCCUCGAUCACCACCAACGUCUCCACGACUUCUGCGCAAAUCAAGUUUCAGGAUUGCAAAUCGGCAAUCGAUUACAUUUAAGAAGUCUGUCAAUGGCCUGGGAUUUUCUUUGGAAUCUAUCCGUGUUUAUAUUGGCGAGACUGAUUAUUUUAUUGUGCAUCAUUUAAUUAAGAAUGUAACACCUGGAAGUGGAGCUGCUGAAGCUGGAUUGAAAAUUGGAACGUUGCUUACACAAGUUGAUGAGAAGAGCAUCAAUGGCCUCAACCAUCGUCAAGUUAUUGAAUUAUUACUCAGUCGACAGCCUGUUAUUAAACUAACAACUAUUGAUCUUUCUCAAACCACCAUCAAACGUGGCGGAAGGAAACGUUUUACAUCUGUUAGCAAACGUAUUGGAAAACGUUCAUCAUUUCGUAGCCACAAGAGAAGUUCUAGUAAUCAUUCUAUUCCUGCUACAGAUGAGCGCUCACGAAAGAGUUCUGUUAUUAGAAGAUUUAGUGUAAGACGAAGUACGUCGCCUAGAUGUGCAAGACGCACAAGUUCACUUAAAAGAACUUCAUCUAAUGUUGAACGUGGUAGCACUGCUUCACGUCGUAUGCAUUCUUCAAUGAUUGUGUCGUCAUCACAAAGCAGUAGUCCGUCCUCAUCUCCUGGGGGGUCUGGAACCCAUAUGGCAAGACCCGGUGCGUUGCAAACAUACUCUAAGCAACUCAAUCGACGGAAAUCUUCUAGUCAAGCUCCGCUAUCACCUCUUGCGAGAACACCAUCUCCCUGCUCUUCGCCAUCGCAUCAAAAAUCCCCCAAACGUAGCUCCUCUCCUCUUACUGUUCGCACUUCGUUAUCCCCCAUUCACCCUAGAACCCUCAACGUGUCCCCAUCUCCUUCAGGUCGUCCGGGCUCACCGUUACUAAGGCGAGCGUUGUCACCAGAAAGAUAUAAAACUGCUCCAGCAGGCCAAAUCAAGUUUGAAAUUUAUCAAAGUAGUGAUAAAAAAUUCAGAACUACAACGAGUUUGGAUAAACCUGAGAGCAGUUACAAAUGAUAUUCGCCAAAGAUGAACAGCUUUAAAUCACCGUAACAUGUUUAACUCGUGAUUAUCAUGGUCUGUUAAUUCUUGUGAAAGUAUACUAAAAGCGUACAAAUUACGGCGUUGACGUCUUAGGAAUGUGUGGACCAUCUUGUGUUGGGCUCAAUGCAAUGUGGGAAUAACCUGCUACAAAAAUGAAACCCAAUGAAACAUAGGAAAAUCUUUAGAAAGAGAUAAAAUCACUGAGGAAUAUCUGGCGUCAAGUGUCUUUUCGAAAUUCAAAUCAUAUUGCAUUGUAAAAGUGGUUUGAUGAAUGGGAUUUUGUGAAAACUUCUGUACCUCAAUGAAAAGAUGUAUAAAUACUAUAUGUUCGAUGUGUAUACAGAGGCGUAACUAGAACGUUAAUUGGGGGGUGGGGGUGUAAAUUCAUAUAUUCAGUUGUGCCCUACAAAUUUCUUUUUAAAUUUAAUUCACUUUCAUAUGAAUAUGCACCCCAUUUAACGUUCUAGUUACGUGUGCAUUACCUACAAAAACAGUAAAUUGUGUUUUUAAAUGGGUCCAAUAAAUACGGGAUGUGUGUACGAACACAACUUUACUCUUCUGAUUGCAUAUUUAUACUCAAUCUGAUACGUUGAAGUCAUGGAGUAUUCACUGCGUAGUUCUUUCAAAAUUGUAAAUGUUAAAAGUAUUUAACUUUAAGAAUACAUUCAACAAGAACUAUGAAUACAAUGCCUUGUUUUUCUACGCUUGACCUCUUCACAAUUUAUAAAAUAUUUUCAACUUUGUACAUAUUUUCUUUAAUUACUUGUCGCUAAAUAAUCAAACUAACGAAUAAACUAUUAGCUUGUCGUUUACAUAA
Xenia sp. Carnegie-2017 is the source of this 5126-nucleotide messenger RNA. Its product is annotated as microtubule-associated serine/threonine-protein kinase 2-like. Gene Ontology annotation, biological process: peptidyl-serine phosphorylation; intracellular signal transduction. Gene Ontology annotation, molecular function: protein binding; protein serine/threonine kinase activity; ATP binding. The record is from RefSeq and is a predicted model, not a curated record. Bases 344 to 4282 code for a protein of 1312 amino acids. NCBI's taxonomy places the organism in Eukaryota, Metazoa, Cnidaria, Anthozoa, Malacalcyonacea, Xeniidae. The transcript is spliced from 33 exons.